Messenger RNA from Scophthalmus maximus (turbot), 1586 nucleotides. RefSeq names its product ras-related protein Rab-15. Lineage: Eukaryota; Metazoa; Chordata; Actinopteri; Pleuronectiformes; Scophthalmidae. The record is from RefSeq and is a predicted model, not a curated record. The transcript is spliced from 7 exons. Gene Ontology annotation, molecular function: GTPase activity; GTP binding. Bases 124 to 759 code for a protein of 211 amino acids.
ACGGCGGCGACGCGGUUGAAUAAUAAAAAAAAAAACAACCCCAAACCAAACACGUCGAUCGAGGAGUUCCGAGGAGUUCUGAGGAGAAAGUCAUGCCUGCUCGCGUGUCUUAGUGUCACGGCCAUGGCCAAGCAGUACGACGUGUUGUUCCGGCUGCUCCUGCUCGGAGACUCCGGGGUCGGGAAGACCUGCAUGAUGCGCCGCUUCACGGAGGGCGAGUUCGAUCCGUCGCACAUUUCCACCAUCGGGGUCGAUUUUAAAAUGAAAACACUCGAAAUCGAUGGAAUCAAGGUGCGAGUACAGAUUUGGGACACGGCUGGUCAGGAGCGUUAUAAGACCAUUACCAAACAGUACUACAGGCGGGCACAGGGCAUCGUCUUUGUGUACGACAUCACAAACGAGCCGUCCUUUCAGCACAUAGCCAAGUGGGCCAGCGAUGCGGAUGAAUAUGCCCCCGACAAGGUGCAGAGGAUCCUGGUAGGAAACAAGUCUGACGAGGAGCUCAGGAGGAUGGUGACGACGGACCAAGGAAGCAAGCUGGCUCAAACCUAUGAGAUGGAGUUCUUUGAAACCAGUGCCUCCGCCAGCAGCAACAUCAGUGAGUCAUUCACUCGCAUGACGGAACUGGUGCUGCGGGCGCACAAGAGAGACGCGGACAACUUGUUGUCGUCCCUGGAUGAUUAUCUAGAAAAGGCUGCUCUGGAGGACGAGGGGAGUAGAGAUGCUGACGACAACGCUCAGAGGAGUUGUGCCUGUUAGCACAAAAGUGCCAUGACUUUAUACCUGAAGACAUUUGUCCCACACUUUGGCUUGACUCAUCCCUCCCUUGGGGCAUCCUUCAUGGGUACUAUGUCGUCUUGGACAAGGGGGCACGUGGUUGGUUACACUUUUUUGCAGGUCAAUGAAUUUACAUGGUGGUAAAUGCAGUUAGCAGCAGCUACCAGCAGAGGGCCCAAUUUAGCUGCGCGACCGCUGAGUGUCCCUCAGGCAAAUCUCUCAACAGGCAUGCUCUCCUCCUUUUCCUCAGUGAAACGCAGUGUUUCACGAAACAUCCACUUCAUCUAUUUUCCCGGCGCUUUUGUUUUCGUGUUGCUUUUUAUUUCAUUUGCGGUCGGCACGUCAACAAACUGGUUACUGAGAGGAUUUUAUAUCAGACAAAACUGCUCAUUAAGGUGAAGUAUAAAUGCUGCAACAAGGUAAACAGAGGACAAGGACAGGGAUGAAUUAUUUACACCUCGAAACUCUGACCGAGCAGAGGUGGAUUCAUUUACAUGCUGGACUUAUUUCCUUCAGCGAGAUACCGUUGUGCCAUGUUCAGUGACCUUUAUGAAUGCAGUGCAUAUUUAUUUUCCAUAUCUGACUGUAUCGGUAAAGUUUGUUUUACGAAUGUGUUUGCUGUACUGUUUAUGAAUCACCUACUGUAAUGUGUGCUUUGAUGCACGGUUACUGCUGCUCAAUUUAACGUUGUCAGGGUCUGCUGAGGUGCCACAGCCUAUGUCAUUUUAAUAUAAUGUUUCAAACUCAAGAAUGAUUGGGGGGGAAAACAAUGUACAAUGUUUUGGGGGUAAAUAAAUAGAUAUCUCAUG